This is a messenger RNA of Stylonychia lemnae, 492 nucleotides long. NCBI's taxonomy places the organism in Eukaryota, Ciliophora, Spirotrichea, Sporadotrichida, Oxytrichidae. The record is from the annotation of a GenBank genome assembly.
AUGACCAUAGGUGUGUAGUAUUUGAGGGACAUAACGGUUAGUGACCAAUACGGGCAGUACCAAUCAAUUUUAUCAUCUAAAUGCAUUUCAGUUGAAGAUCUUUCUCCCAACUUGUUUCUAUAUUACAGGAUUUAGCAAGAGAUUAAUACUUGGCACGAAAUAAUUUUUUCUAUUCCAUUAGCAACCAUGUGGGAAGAUUAAAAGCAAUCGAUCAAGUUUAAAAGCAAAAAUGACAAUACAUAGGGAUUGAUUUGGUCAAAUAAUGAUACAAUGAACUAUCUUACAAGAAGCUUUGAUUACCAAUAAGAUGAAAUAGAGUUUUAAGACUUUCAUCUUAACAAUAUCAAUCAGUUUCGGAUGAUUUAAAAUAUCAAGUUGGUCCAAUAAUAAUAUACUAAACUGUAAAAAAUCGAGAAAGAAUUGAUUGCUAUGUUGGUGAAAAUUGUGUUAUCAUUGUAAAUCCAUUUUUGGUUGAAGGAUGCUAGGAAAUGA